AUGUCUUCUUCUAUGCAGCUCGUCCGCUACAUCGCGCCGGCCGUUGUCAACACGCCAAUCCGGGCUCUGAUCGUCCCGCAGACUGCAUUGCGCUACAUCGCAGCAGGAUACCACAUCAACGUCACUACUCCGGCUGAGCGCAACAUUGUCACCGCGUCCAGUCUAUUCGGCAUCAUCACUCCUGGCCAUGACAACCAUGCUGUUGCGAACGGCAUGGCUACCGCGCUGAGCGCCUCGCUCCGCAGCGCCAUCCAUCGCUACGGUGACCUUCCUUCGGCUGGCUUCACUUUGAAGAAGCAACACGAUAUGACCGAGACUGAGACCGCGCAGGCCAUCACCACGAAGCCCAUUAUGACAGAAACCAACAUCACAGACACUGACACCAGGGACUCUGGUGCUACGGCCUACGACCUUGACACCGCGACCGAGAGUGAGACUCCUCAUUCGGCUGACAACAUGACGCAGACUACCACCAAGGAGCCUGCGAUGUUCAACUUCGGCGCCACGAACGCGGUCGAAGUUCCUAAGUUCACCAUCACCUCGAUUCAGUCCAACCUCGACAGGCCUCGUGCCACUGAGCUCAAGGCACCUCACAUGACUGACGUCUCCAUCUCACUACCGAUCCGUUCCAAGAAGCCGAGGACCACUAGUUCCACCUUCAACAACGCAACGGAAUCGACAUUCCACACUGUGGUGUCUGCACCACCAACCGUCAACACCAGGAUCCCUGAGUCUGACAUAUUGUACAGCACCUCUGCCUUCGCUCAUGACGUUGAAACCCCGGUUAUGCUCACAAAGGAAGAACAUAACCGGAAGCUCGCGCAGCCUCGCUCGCGCAAGACGUCCGGCACUAAGACCGAGACGUUCCACCAUACCUACCCGGACACCGAAGAGCUCCCAAUCAUGCUCACCAAGGAAAAGCACAACCGGAAGCUCGUGCAACCGCGCACGCGCAUUGUGUCCAACACCAAGGCCGAGACGAUCGAGCAUGCUGGCUACACUUUCACAAUACAGAAGAAUAUCGACACAGGCUUCGGCGCGGACCUGACGAAGACGCAUAUCUUUGAAGCGAACUUUGCCUCCAGCAACACUUCCAACAGCAGCGGCGGAUAUCAGUUCGGAGAAGUUAACAAUGUAUCUGAUGAUGAGAAGCAACAGCAGCCCUUUGGCUCAUACGCUCUCACUCCUCAGACGCUCAAGCUUGAGCCUGAGCGCGUCGAUGUUGCUGCUCUAGCUAGGCUGCAUACGCCUUCGUCUAUCAAAGAGCAGCAUGACACCACAAACACGACGAACGGGAACAACAACCACCACAACAAUCAGGCCAACCACAACGGCCACAACACCACCAACGAACACGCGCUGCCCACGCCCCAACAGCAGCAGCAGAACAAGGGCGGCAAGCGCACUGGAAAGAAGAAGACUACCAAGUCUAAGGCAGGCAAGCACAAGAACGGCAAAUCCAAGAAGUAGACACUUGGGACCUUGCAGGACUUUUGAGCUUUGUACGGGCAGAUUUGCCUGGCUU
Molecule: messenger RNA, 1525 nt
Organism: Aplosporella prunicola CBS 121167
Lineage: Eukaryota; Fungi; Ascomycota; Dothideomycetes; Botryosphaeriales; Aplosporellaceae
Exons: 1
Coding region: 1-1470 (489 amino acids)
Source: RefSeq, a predicted model, not a curated record